Messenger RNA from Ciona intestinalis (vase tunicate), 969 nucleotides. RefSeq lists its product as uncharacterized. The record is from RefSeq and is a predicted model, not a curated record. Gene Ontology annotation, cellular component: 90S preribosome; nucleolus; preribosome, small subunit precursor. Gene Ontology annotation, biological process: maturation of SSU-rRNA from tricistronic rRNA transcript (SSU-rRNA, 5.8S rRNA, LSU-rRNA). Lineage: Eukaryota; Metazoa; Chordata; Ascidiacea; Phlebobranchia; Cionidae.
UAACCGCCCUGUUGGUAAAAAUUACUAUAAACAAACAUCUAUACAAAUGCCAUAUAAGGGGAUUUUUUAAACGAAUAUUCCCAUGUGUGACGUAUGUCAUGUGUUAAAUGUUCAGACUCCUCGCACUAUUUAAAACAGGAACCUCCUUUUGGAAACACAUUCAAUAACAAUGGGAAAAGUAAGAAGCAAAAAGUCACGGAUUCAUUUAAAGGCAACAAAAGUUGCAACAAGCGACAAAGAAAUAGAACCAGAAGAAAGUAAUGAUUACAAUAACAAUGACAAGGAAGAAAUCUUACCAAACCUGGAGAACAAUCCUUUCUUUGGUUUAAAAAUCGACCCAGCACUUUUGACCAAACAAAGUCUACAAGAAAGUGAAAUAGAGAACAAUGAUGCAUCGGGUAAAACCAAGUUUUUGUCAAAAAAACGAGUGACCGAGAGUUUUGGAGAAACAGUGAAAACAAAGAAAGAAAAAAUGAAUCGAAGACGUGAAAUGUUCCUUCAAAAAUUGGAAGUCAAUCAAAGAAUUGCAAAGAAACAGAAACAAGCAAAGCAGAGAGCAAAAAAUCCAGUGGUUGGGGAUAUGCAUGGACUUAAACUUGCUCUAACCGAAAUACCAAAGUUAACAUCUGAAAUUCCAAUUGUCAUUGCUAAAACAAAGAAAAAGUCUCGUCGAAAACGCAAAAAAGAAUCUUCUUUGCAAAAAGUUGAGAAAGUUUCGUUAACAGACAAAGACAUGAGGCGUGUAAGAAGUAAACGAACCCAGAAACACAUGUUAAAUGAAAUCGCCAAAUUGCAAAGCAUGAUGAAAGACAAGUCAUAUCAAUCGAAUUCUAAAGAAAUAAUUUUGAAAAAUAUUAAACAGCAUUUAAUUGAAUAAAGUUACUUUAUUGUUUUUGCCAUAAAUUGUUGUGCGGAUGACUUUUUCAUCCAGUUUACUAGAAUAAAGUAGAUCGUUGGAAUUCGAGGUUA